Phytomonas sp. Hart1 is the source of this 1210-nucleotide messenger RNA. Lineage: Eukaryota; Euglenozoa; Kinetoplastea; Trypanosomatida; Trypanosomatidae. The record is from the annotation of a GenBank genome assembly.
AUAUAUUUCCACUACUUUGUGUAUUCUCGAUCACUGCUGAGGAUUUUUUCCAACUGUGUCUAUAUGUGCAGUUUCCUCAUCUCAUAAAGGGUAAAACGCCAUUUUCCGUAGUGCAGCAAAUAUUCUCGUAAACAGGUGAGGUUUCUGUAUCCUGGAAAAACAUAUCCUUAGUAUUAAUAGUACCAUUCCAAGGCCUUCUCCGAGCCCUACUCUCAUUCUGAGGUUUCCCUAGAGUUGUAACAGGACUAAACCGAGGGAACGAACGUCCAUCCACAGGCGGCUUUCGGCUUGAGACAGCGAAAGGACCUCCCCCCCCUUUCCUUUCUUUUAAGACACAAACUAGGCGGUUCAAAGCACCACUGGGCCCCAACCCCGUGUCGUUGUUACCCCAUUUCUGUCUUACAGUCCUGCCGAAGGGCAUUUUCCCUUAGCUCUACGCUACACCUUGAGAGGGCGUGGUCAGAGUGCAAUGCCCAAUCCCUAUCGUCAUAACGACAAGGCGGCUCGCUUUGUGGACUACUACGCGUCUGCGGAUAUGCUCAAGGAGUCCGUGAAUCGACUGUAUUACGGUGGGAUGGCGUGGAAAAGGGCGACGGUGGCGCAGACGGAGCAGAUGAUUUACCCUCCGGAGCCGGUGGUCUGCCGGACGCAGACCGAGAUCGACGACUAUCUCCAUCACCGCGUCCAUCACGAGCUCCUUCGACGACAACAACACCGUGUGGCUCUCCAACGGGAGCUUUAUCCCGAACCCAAGGGGAGUCGGCGUGUGCUUAACGAGAGAGAGCUCCAGAAACACAUCAAACAUGUCUACAACGAUCCCAUACGCCGUCAGAAGCUUCGCCAGCGCGAGAUUGAGCGUGUCUUUGGGACGGAGCGGAGAAUCAACCCCGUAGGGCGGGCCCCCGAGGAGGAGAAGACGCUGAAGGCCUUGGAGGCGAGCUGGAGGCCGCCUUCCGCUUCCCCACCCCAUGACGACGACAAUCAUCGUCUGCUUGUUUCGCAAUACGAAUACUACGCUGAUCCGAAUAAGGCUUCUGAUUUAUUUCUACGCCAGCGACGCCUUACAACGCAGAAGGAUCGUGAACAAAAUCUACGGCGUCUGGCCGAUUUGGCAAAGCCGCAGCUCAUCACACCGCGGCAUAGUGAUGAAAAAGAGUCGAGUAGGGGUCCUAUCUUUCAUGUGCAUCGUAAGAUCGACUACAAAGACUAG